Molecule: messenger RNA, 1103 nt
Organism: Salmo salar (Atlantic salmon)
Lineage: Eukaryota; Metazoa; Chordata; Actinopteri; Salmoniformes; Salmonidae
Source: RefSeq, a predicted model, not a curated record
UACAGGGGAUGCUUUUCUGUUUGCACAUUUUUUUUGUGAACAUAUUACUAAGCAUGCUAUAGAUCCAGGUUUCCCAAAAAAAUUACCCUAGAUUUCUUAUAUCAAAGUACUUCCUGGUUAAAUAAAGGACUCUUUAUAUCAAGGUACUCCCUGGUUAAAUAAAGGUUUCAUUAAACUAUAGAAAGAUGAUAUAUAAUGUUCAUGAUAUUUCCAUGGCAUUCACCCUUUCACUCCUGUCUUGUCACUAGGGCGGGACAGCAUAUUAAACAUUGAGAUUGAGACCUACAUGGCCUGCGUCACAGCCUUCUUGUCCCUGGCCAAGAGUGAAUACACCAUGGUGUCCAAAGUCUUCCCUCUGAACUGCUCCAAUACCUUUGAAACUCUCAUCCAGGUGGCUCUGAACCAGCUGAUCCAGAAUGGGGAGAACAUUGUGUCCUCUGUCAGACGAGCCUGUUCACGUCACGACUACACAGCCCUCGUCGCCAUGUUACCUGUCCUGGGCCGCCUCCUGGAGGAGGACAAAGAGUUUAACACAUUACUAAAGUGCACAACAAGCAGCACCUUGGCCAAGCUUUCCAAACUCAUUACAUCUAUGAAGACCCUGGCAGUCAGAGCACUGAAGGAUUUUUCUGCUCAAGUCAAGAGCAACCCUGAUAGGGAGAGUAUGUCCAAGGAUGGAACGGUUCAUGAAUUCAACAGCAAUGUAACAACUCUCUUUUCUGAUGUUUCAUGUCCAUCAGUUUCCAUUCAAUUAAGUGAAUCAGUAAUGCUGAUGUGCUUACUGAGUAAGGACAAGGGUGUUUUGUUCCAGAGGGUGUUUAUUUCCUUAUAUUGUAGUAUCAUGGGAUACUAGACAGAAGACACAUGUCAGUUUCUCACUAAAUGUAGAAUAAAGUUGUAUUUUUAUUUUUUAUCCAAUUUUAACUGACCUAACUAAAGAUGUGUAAUAUGUUAAUUGUUCUCUUACUGUCUCCAGACCAUUCUAUUCCUGCAGCAGUUGCUGUCCUUUGCAGAUGCUGUUCGGUCCAUCCUUUAUCCUCAUGAUGUAGACAGUGACACAGUAACUAUGGAGGUGUCCCGUAGUGUUCAGGUGGACAUUCAAC